Messenger RNA from Papaver somniferum (opium poppy), 3729 nucleotides. RefSeq names its product helicase SEN1-like. NCBI's taxonomy places the organism in Eukaryota, Viridiplantae, Streptophyta, Magnoliopsida, Ranunculales, Papaveraceae. Bases 308 to 1255 code for a protein of 315 amino acids. Gene Ontology annotation, molecular function: helicase activity. The transcript has 9 exons. The record is from RefSeq and is a predicted model, not a curated record.
UAUUUAUUGGUAGAACCAGUCACAAACAAUAGUCCAAGUUGAAGACAAUUGAUCGGGCGAAGUAUCAGCAAUGGCUUCAUCUUCUGGUACUAAACAUAAACAUCCUGAAAAGGAUUUGAUUGAUUUUGUGUUCUCAACGAAGACCUCUGCACAAACCAGGUGGAAAAGAUUCCAGAAGAGUUUCAAUCGGUAGAGCAUUAUUUUGGGUCUUAUACAUUACCUUUGAUAGACGAAACUCGAGCUGUAUGGUGAAGUUAUCUUCUUAGAGGAGUCUAACUCACCUUAUGCAUGAUCAUUCCUUUAUGACAUGAAGAUUGAUUAUUGGAGAAAACAGUAUGGUGAAAGGGGCAAACAGCCCUACAGUCCAAAACCUUGUGACCUCUUUGUUUUAUCUGAUGCAGUACCUGAAAUUGCUUCUGAUCUUGAAAGAUUCAGAAGGGUAUGCAGUUUUGGAUUGGUCACAAACGUUAUGAAUGGACUGGAUGAUGGCAAUUCUGUAUCUUUUGAGGUCCGAACACCAAAGGCUAUUGAGGUUAAAGAACAUAGAAGCUCACUUUUUGCCGUGUUUCCGACAAAUGUGAAAACGAACACUAGCAUAUGGACGGAACUGCACAUGUUUGGUAACUUGGAGAUUGUCCAAAAGGUUCUCGGAAGCAAUUCUAUGGUUGAGGAGAUAUGUGACCGCUGUUCUUUACAAAGUAAGAGCACUUGUUCUAAUAAAGAUGAUGCAAGAUCAUUAUCAGUCCUUAAUAAAUCCCAAGCAGCUGCAGUGACUAGUUCUGUAUCUGCUGUUCAGUGCAGCCACAAGUCUUCCCCUAUUCAACUUGUUUGGGGUCUACCUGGGACGGGAAAAACAAAAACUCUCAGUGUUUUGUUGUGUAUUCUCUUAAAGAGGGGUUACAGAGUACUUGCAUGUGCUCCAACUAGCAUUGCUCUCACAGAAAUGGUCUCUCGCGUACUUAAGCUUGUCAAAGAGCCGUACAAUAUGUUCCAAAGACAGGGCAAGUCAUUUUGCGCACUGGGAGAUCUCCUCCUGAUUGGUAGUAGGACUGAGCUUGGAAUUUGUGAUGAUCUUAAGAAUAUUUGGUUAGACUAUCGUGUGGACAAGCUUGCAGAAUGUUUUGCACCUCAAACAGGAUGGAAACAAUGUUUCAAAUCCAUGAUGGUUUUUCUUGAAGAUGGUCUAUCAGAAUAUCAUUUAAUUAUCUUUGAAAGAAAAUGCAGCAGAUGGGGCUGGACCGAAGCUGGAGAAUGAAGCUGCUGCUGAAGUUCCAAUUUCCUUUCUUAAAUUCACGAGGAACCGGUACAAAGCUACAGCUUUACCACUCAAACAAUGCAUCAAUGUUUUAUGCACCCAUCUUUCCAAAAAAUGUAUUAUGCAGCAUAAUUUGGAGAAAAUGGUUCACCUUCUUGCUUUGCUCGAAUCUUUUGGAAAAUUUCUCUCUCGUAAUGAUGUGAUCAGUACAGAACUAGAGUGCCACUUUGCACAUUCAGAAAUAAUUUGUUCUAAAGAUUCAAGUGGAUGUGAAGAUUUAGGGUGUUCCACUUCAGCCACAUUCUGCAUGAUGAGAAGUGAGGUCAUCAAUCUUCUUAGGCAUCUUAGUCAUGAUCUUAACCUACCAUAUGUCUUAAGGCGUGAUGUGGUUAGGAAUUUCUGUUUCCAAACCGCGUCCUUCUUUUUCUGCACGGCAUCUGGUUCAUAUAGUCUUCAUGAGGUGGAUAUUGAGCCACUGAACUUGUUGGUCAUUGACGAAGCUACUCAGGUAAAAGAGUGUGAAUUGGCAAUUCCCUUGCAACUUGAAGGCAUACAACGUGCUAUUGUAUUUGGUGAUGAGUGGCAGCUACCAGCAAUGUUACACCGCAAGGUUUCUGAAAAAGCUGGCCUUGGAAGAAGCCUUUAUGAAAGAUUGAGAUCGUUGGGUCAUUCAAAGCACCUUCUCGACAUGCAAUACAGAAUGCAUCCCAAAUAAGCUCUUUUCCUAAUGCCAAAUUUUUUCAAAAUAUGAUUCUGGAUGCUCCUAGUGUUAUCUGUAAAGGUUAUGAAAGGCACUAUCUUCCAGGAACUAUGUUCGGUCCCUACUCAUUCAGAAGUAUCUGUGAUGGAAGGGAGGAAGUAGACAGUGUUGGAGAAAGCCGCAAAAAUAUGGUGGAAGUAGCAGUGAUCGUGAAAAUUGUGCAAGACCUAUUUAAAGCUUGGGAAGGCUCAAGAGAGAAGCUGACAAUUGGUAUUAUAUCCCCUUAUGCUGCUCAAGUUGCUACAGUACAAGAGAAGAUUGGACGAAAAUAUGAGAAGCUCAAAAACUUUUCUCUGAGAGUGAUGCUUGUUGAAGGUGAAGAGGACAUCGUAAUUAUCUCUACUGUGAGAUCUGAUAGUGGUGGAUCAAUUGGCUCCCUAUCUAACCCUAAGCACUGUAAUGUUGCUUUGACUAGGGCCAGGCACUGCCUUUGGAUUAUGGGGAAUGAUAAAACAUUGUCUAAUAGUGGAUCUUGCUGGGAAAUGAUAGUCCAGGAUGCAAAGGACCGAAAUUGCUUUUUUUAUGCUCACGAAGAUAAAGAGAUUGCAAAAGUAUUGUUAGAGGCCAAGAAGGAACUUGGUCAAUUGGAUGAUUUACUUAAUGGAGAUAGCGUACUUUUUAAAAGUGCAAGGUGGAAGGUCUAUUUAGUGAUAAAUUUAGGAGGUCAUUUGGGAAAUUGAAGUCUCAAACUCAGAAGUGUGUUAUCCAAUUAUUGCUAAGGCUCUCUAGUGGCUGGCGACCAAAAAAUAUCAAGGAAGAUUCCCUUUGUGGAAACUCCUUGCAACUUGUGAAACAGAUCAACUUCUGACUCUAAAAUCGAUAUUGCCAAAUAUUCAAGCUAUACCCAGGUGUUAAAAAUAUGGGAUAUUAUCUUACCUGUAGAGGAGAUUCCGAAACUACUUACGCUUACGCGUUUGGAUGGCAUCUUUAGGAUGUACACCAGUGAAUUCAUUGAAUACUGCAAGCUGAAACGCACUGAACGGGAUAUAGAAUUUCCAGUUACCUGGGAGGUUUCUGAUGAUAUUGUUUGUUUUAAGGACAGUAGCUGUAGCGAGUUAACUAGUACCUCUAGUUCUGGUAUGUUUGAUGAUAGGAGUCACGUUGAAACCUCAACAUUAAAAGAUAGUUUGUUCCUAAUGAAGUUCUACUCCUUAUCAUCCGGUAUGGUGAGUCAUUUGCUUUCUGGAAGUGAUGGCAAAGAACUACCUUCCUUUCGAAUUAACUGAUCGAGAAUCGGAAGUAAUUCUUUAUCCUGGAAGUACUUUUAUACUUGGAAGGUCUGGAACGGGGAAGACAACUAUUUUAACCAUGAAAUUGUUUCGAAGGGAGCAGCAACACUAUUUUUAUUUAGAAGGAUUCCGCGAUGCUGAAAAUUGUGCCUAUACGUCUUUUCCCAUGAAAAACUGGAUAUCAGAGAAAAGAUCUGUGUUACGGCAAAUUUUUUUGACCGUCAGCCCAAUGUAAUGUUCUGCUAUCAAGAACCUAUUUCGGACUGGAAAAGUUUUAUACACUCGGGAAAGAAUUCAGCAUUACCCAGUUUAGUCGAAAUGUAUGAUACUGAUCAUUCAAUUGAAUCGAGGGAUACCCCUGAUAAUUUUAUAAAUAUCCCACUCGAAAGCUAUCCAUUAGUCAUCACAUUUCGUAAAUUCUUGAUGAUGCUUGACGGAAGUAUGGAGAAUUCGUAAUUUUAAUAGAUUCAAUGAAAUAAGGCAAC